GUACUCUCACCCAAACAUCAUCAAAAUUAUUAUCUUUGGCAUUGAAUCAUCACUAUAAUAAGUGUAUCGCUCAUUUAUAAACAUGGCUCCGAUGACCAUGGCAGCUCGCCGAGAGAAACGGAAGCUGGCCAAGAACCCACCAGUCACGAAAUAUAAUUUGGAUCCAACUACUCCAGUCCAUCGACAAUCACUUGCAACUGCUGCUCACGCUCCUGCCAUGGUUGAAGCCAGGCAGCCCGCAGUUACUCCCCAGUUGCGUUAUGCCAUUCCCGAUCAACCACAGAGAUCGGAACUAUCUAUGAACAGGAACAAGUCUGAACAUAAAGGACAAAGUGAUUGGAUGGUCCCGUUCUGUCAUCAUCCUGAGAGUGAUCACACAACUGCCUUGGAGGGAUUAUUUAUUCCUUGUCUCCUAUACGGCAAAACUCACUGGCGAUUGAAGAAUGUAGCUCUUGGUCGGGAUCCACAUGACUUUAAGCCUUCUGAUGGCUGCAAUUCGAUGUGUUGGAUCCAUGGUGCUUUGACAGCUGCUUGUUGUUUGUCGAUCGGUCUUACUCUUAUACAACGUGCCCGGAUUCGCGCCCAAUACAGAAUAUUAGGGUCUAUGGGGAACGAUGUCAUCAAGUCAUGUUUCUGUGGUCCAUGUGUGAUGAUGCAACAUGAUCGAGAGGUCCGGGCUAGAGAAGGUGCUUCAGGGCUAACGAAAUUCCCCAAUGAUGCACAAAUGUCUCAUAAACAACCCAAUCUAUCGCAGCCAAUGAGAUAUGCCUCGCAAAAAGCACCUUCAGCUGAAAAUCCAGGCAUAGAAAACAGGAUAUACAAUCAAGGAAGACGUUAUACGGAUUCUGAGCUUCGAGAGGUCCCUGCAGUAGCUAUACUGAGUACCAGUGAACAUAGCUGUCAGGGUUCGAAUAACCAGAGCACCUCUCAACAUUGUGAAAUGGAGGAAUUGAAGGAUCAUAUGCUUAUGGAGCCGCAUAGGAGGGCUAUCAACUCCAGCAAUGCCGGUGCCGCUGUUGAUGGUACUACAUCUUCAAGACAGAAAACUCGAGUGAGUUCAGAGAGACUUAGUUUGGGCAGUAUUGCCAGUUGCAGUACAUUUUUCGUUGAGCCAGAUUCGCCGACUGCUUCAAUCCAUGGAAUUUAUCUGCAAGUCAAAGGUUGUGAGAAGCUCUCUAGAAUGCCAGCAAGAGGAAAUCUCUCUUACGUUCAUGACUUCUCUGAUUACUCCGCUACCAAGAUUGUAUUGGAACAUUAUGCGAAGGAAGAAAGGCGUUUGCAGGAGAAAGGAACCGUCAGUUGUCUUGCUCACUUUAGUGAAGACAAAGAAAACCUUCUGCUGUCGGUCUCGGAUGAUCUUGUUUUAUCAUCUACCACAUCCUCUAGUUCUAGCACGGUUCGGCAACAUACAUCCAAAGAAGAUGCUUCCAAAAUGCCGCUUUCCGAGCUUGUCAACCCGUGCCGUAACGAUAGCUGCGCCGAAUCGGUGGAUUCCGCUUGGUUAUUGGAUAUACCAAUACAACAUCGAAUUUCAAGUUAUUCUAUUAUACCUAGGAACCCAUCUAGUAUCCGGGGAUCGAUAAGAAAUCACAGAAUCACAAGCUGUCCUGCUACACCUGGUACCCCGGUUAUUAGCACCCCCGAGAGCUCUGCAGAAAGGAAUCGCAUGCUAAGUUGCACCGUCGAGACCGCACCUCCAUCAAGCUCACCUUCUCCGGUCUUGCAAAACAAUGGCUCACCAUCUAUCAUGGAUAUCGUGGAUGAUUCCGAUAUUUCAACUCCUCUUAUUCAAUAUUCACAGUACCGUCAUCUUUUGGACGAGAAUACUCUCGAAUCCGGCUCGCCUAUUUCUAGAUUUUCAUCAAGAUCUCGAGCUUUCAGUUGUACUGCUCUUAACCCUGUUUCCUGUGAGCAACACUCCUUAGAGGGUUGCUCUGAUCUUGCUGGUGAUUGCAGUCCCGUUACAAUUAGACAACAUCGUAUAUCGAGCUGUUGUGCUUCGAUUCCCUCCGGUAGCAUGAAUCAAAGCGAUGGAGAUGGGUCUCAUAAAUUAAAAGACUGUAACUUUACGACCGGAUCUUCUACGCCUGUUCUCACUAAGCCGUACAGAUUUGCAAGUUAUGUGGCUGAUAGUCCCCAAUCUAGUCGUAAAAGCUCAGCGGUGAUGGCUCACUUGAUGGAAGAUGGAUGCCUACUUUCUGGAGUUGCAAGUCCUAUCAAGCAGCAUCGUAUUUCAAGCUGCGGUGGCAACGCCAGUGACGGGAAUUCGGCAAAUAACAAGAACGAGAACGGAUAUAUGUCAUCGAGCUCAUCAACUCCAAACCCACGUCAACAUCGGGCCGUGAGCUGCAUUGCUUCCACCAUCAUUUCGGAGUGCGACGAGCAUCUAAUUGAUGAUUGCGAGUACGAUUCUAAAAUCAGCAGCCCACUUUUACAGCACAAUGAAAUAGAUUGCGAUUUAACUUCAGUGUCAGGAGAAGAGCAGAGACAUUUGUUGGCGGUAUUGGAAGAAGAACAGGAACACUUACUAGAAGAAUGUGUGGCAGAUUCUGGCCCUUCAACCCCUCUCCGACAGCACCGAAUUUCAAGUUGUGUUGUUUCUGGCCCCUCCAGCAAUAGAAAUUCAGUGGUAAAGCAGCACAGAGCUUCUAGUUGCCCCUCAAUCAUACCGGCCGAGGGUAGUCGACCAAACAGUGUAUCUCAUGAUUCUCUUCGACUUCCUCGAGGACUUCUCGUCGAUACUAGUGAUAAUGAUCAAUCAACUCACACAAACUACGAGGAUUGUCUACACACACUAGAUGAAUGCAUUACUCCAGCCGACAGAGCGAAAAUGGAAGCCAGUGCAAGCCGGGACACUGAAUAUGAAAAAUAUAGCACGAGGAUUGCCCAUCACUUCAACGACCAACCAUCCGAGUUCAAUGAAAAGUCCACUGUCAGAAAAGAAGGAAGUCAGAGACUUAGAUUCAACGACUUCGCUUCACACGAAAGCGAUGCUCAAUUUACACUCGCCCAAGUUCUUUCUCUGAACCAAGAGAGCCCCUUUGUUAGUGUAAAUCCAAUGGACGGAGAUGGAACCAUGAGUGUGGCUAGCCGAAAAGGAAGUGCUGCACCGCCAGUACCAUUUCCAUCGCCCGCUGCACCGUAUCCCUCGCCAAUCACGCCAUUGAAUAUAUCUGGUGCGUACCCGCAAUCUAUUACGCCUUUGAGCCUGAGGAAAGAUAAGAAAAGAUUUCCGUCGGAACAAAGCUCGGCUGGGAGUGGGUUUGCUAGUUACUUUGGAUUUGGUAGCUCGAAGAAGACAUCAUCAGGGCUGUGAGUGGCCACUGUUGAACUUUUAGAGUUUGCGACGGCGCUGACAUACUUAUAAGAAUCGAUAAUUCUGGUGGUAAUACCGGUAGGAGAGUCGAGAGUGGAAGUGCAAGUAGAGUUAGGGAUAUGGGGCUGGGGGUUGUCGAGCUGGCGUCAUUUGAGGAAUUGGAGUUGGAGGAGCUUUUGAGCUAAGAUGAUUUGGAAAUUGGAAGAAUUAGGGGGUUCAUAUUGUUGCGGGUGUAGAGGUAGGAUUAUGAUUAUUAGUAGUGUUGCUAUGGGUGAUAUUAUUGAUGAUGGGGAUGUAUAUAAUAUCCAUUCCGUUACAUUCUUUUGUGGGUUUUCAAACCGCCAUUCAUACAUACGUAGCUUUGAAUCCGCAUGAUUGUAUUUGAAAUACUAGAGAAGAGACGUCAGAAAGAAAAGGCA
This is a messenger RNA of Botrytis cinerea B05.10, 3735 nucleotides long. RefSeq lists its product as hypothetical. The transcript is spliced from 3 exons. The coding region runs from base 83 to 3316 and encodes 1077 amino acids. The record is from RefSeq and is a predicted model, not a curated record. Lineage: Eukaryota; Fungi; Ascomycota; Leotiomycetes; Helotiales; Sclerotiniaceae.